Molecule: messenger RNA, 1647 nt
Organism: Cricetulus griseus (Chinese hamster)
Lineage: Eukaryota; Metazoa; Chordata; Mammalia; Rodentia; Cricetidae
Source: RefSeq, a predicted model, not a curated record
AUGGAGGAGGACCUGUUCCAGCUCAGGCAGUUGCCGGUGGUGAAAUUCCGCCGCACAGGAGAGAGCGCAAGGUCAGAGGACGACUUGGCUUCCGGAGAGCAUGAUGUCCAGAUCGAGGGGGUCCGAGUGGGCCUAGAAGCGGUGGAGCUGGAUGAUGGGGCAGCUGUGCCCAAGGAGUUUGCCAACCCCACUGAUGACACUUUCAUGGUGGAAGAUGCGGUGGAAGCCAUUGGGUUUGGAAGAUUUCAGUGGAAGCUCUCUGUUCUCACUGGCUUGGCGUGGAUGGCAGAUGCCAUGGAAAUGAUGAUCCUCAGUAUCCUGGCACCUCAGCUGCACUGUGAGUGGCGACUCCCCAGCUGGCAGGUGGCACUGCUGACUUCGGUGGUGUUCAUCGGCAUGAUGUCCAGUUCCACGCUCUGGGGAAACAUCUCAGAUCAGUACGGCAGGAAAACAGGGCUGAAGAUCAGCGUGCUCUGGACCCUGUACUAUGGCGUCCUCAGUGCUUUUGCGCCUGUAUAUAGUUGGAUCCUGGUGCUCCGAGGCUUGGUGGGCUUUGGGAUCGGAGGGGUGCCCCAGUCGGUGACGCUGUAUGCUGAGUUCCUUCCCAUGAAGGCCAGAGCCAAGUGUAUUUUGCUGAUAGAGGUCUUCUGGGCCAUCGGGACAGUGUUCGAAGUUCUCCUGGCUGUGUUCGUGAUGCCCAGCCUGGGCUGGCGCUGGCUGCUCAUGCUCUCCGCUGCCCCACUGCUCCUCUUUGCUGUUCUGUGUUUCUGGCUGCCAGAGAGUGCUAGGUAUGAUGUGCUGUCCGGGAACCAGGAAAAGGCGAUUGCCACUUUAAAGCGGAUAGCAACAGAAAAUGGAGCCCCCAUGCCUCUGGGGAAGCUUAUCAUCUCCAGACAGGAAGACCGAGGCAAAAUGAGGGACCUUUUCACACCCCACUUUCGCUGGACAACGCUGCUGCUGUGGUUUAUAUGGUUUUCCAAUGCCUUUUCUUAUUACGGCUUGGUUCUGCUCACCACGGAACUCUUCCAGGCGGGAGAUAUCUGCAGCAUCUCCAGCAGGAAAAAGGCAGUGGAAGCCAAAUGCAGCUUAGCCUGUGAAUACCUGAGCAAGGAGGAUUACAUGGACUUACUGUGGACCACCCUGUCUGAGUUCCCAGGCGUCCUUGUGACUCUGUGGGUCAUCGACCGCCUGGGGCGCAAGAAGACCAUGGCCUUGUGUUUCGUCAUCUUCUCCCUCUGCAGCCUCCUGCUGUUCAUCUGCAUUGGAAGAAACAUGCUCACCCUGUUACUCUUCAUUGCAAGAGCAUUUAUCUCUGGAGGCUUCCAAGCGGCCUAUGUUUACACGCCUGAGGUGUACCCCACGGCGACGAGGGCACUGGGCCUGGGCACCUGCAGCGGCAUGGCAAGAGUGGGCGCCCUCAUUACUCCGUUCAUUGCUCAGGUGAUGCUGGAAUCUUCUGUGUACCUGACCUUGGCUGUCUACAGUGGAUGUUGCCUCCUGGCUGCCGUGGCCUCCUGCUUUUUGCCCAUAGAGACCAAAGGCCGAGGACUUCAGGAAUCCAGCCACAGGGAGUGGGGCCAGGAGAUGGUUGGUCGAGGGACCAACAGUGAAGGUGUCCCCAGGUCGAACUCUGGCUCUCAGGAAUAA